UUUCUUUAUUCCAUUGGCUAGAUGAGGUCCCGCCUUUCUGAUUAGCGGAAAUGAAAGAUCUCUUAUUUCCAUUGGCUGAAAUUUGUAAAUUGUGAUUGUCUAUCAAAACUAUGAACUCAGGUUAGCUCCCAGGAAGUUCGGGCCCGGAAAGGGUGGGCUUUGCGAAGAUGGAGGCUCCGGAGGUGCUGGAAUCAGAGGUGUCAAGUUCGAUAACACUUUUGAAAAAUCUCCAGGAGCAGGUGAUGGCUGUGACAGCACAAGUACAAGCACUGACAGCAAAAGUUCGAGCUGGAGCAUAUUCUACAGAGAAGGGUCUGAGCCUCUUGGAAGUGAAAGACCAGCUGUUGCUCAUGUACCUCAUGGACCUGAGCCACCUCAUCCUGGACAAGGCCUCUGGGGGCUCUCUGCAGGGACACCCUGCAGUUCUGAGGCUGGUGGAGAUUCGCACGGUUUUAGAAAAACUCCGUCCUUUGGACCAGAAGCUGAAAUAUCAAAUUGACAAACUGGUCAAGACUGCAGUGACAGGCAGCCUCAGUGAGAAUGACCCGCUUCGUUUUAAGCCUCACCCCAGCAAUAUGAUGAGCAAGUUGAGCUCUGAGGAUGAGGAGGAAAAUGAAGCAGAGGAGGACCAGUCUGAGGCCUCGGGGAAGAAAUCUGUAAAAGGCGCAUCUAAGAAAUACGUCCCACCACGCUUGGUUCCGGUACAUUAUGAUGAGACAGAAGCUGAGCGGGAACAGAAGCGUCUGGAGAAAGCCAAGAGACGGGCGCUGAGCAGCUCCGUCAUCCGUGAGCUGAAGGAGCAGUACUCAGAUGCCCCGGAAGAGAUCCGUGACGUGCGACACCCUCACGUCACCCGCCAGAGUCAGGAGGAUCAGCACAGGAUCAACUAUGAAGAGAGCAUGAUGGUUCGCUUAAGUGUCAGCAAGCGAGAGAAAGGACUGCGAAGGCGGGCGAGUGCCAUGAGCUCACAGCUUCAUUCCCUCACACACUUCAGCGACAUCAGCGCUUUGACAGGGGGCACCGCUCAUCUUGAUGAGGUAAGGGUGGGUACAGUGGUAGCAGGAGCCGUCAUGCUGUUAGCCACACGUGGGCUUCGUACAGCGAGCUCAGGAGAGAGUGCUGGUUCUUAGGACGUAGUACUUUCUGUUCACUUCUGUUUGUCCCUAGGACCAGAAUCCUGUUAAAAAGCGGAAGAAGAUGCCUAAGAAAGGUCGGAAGAAGAAAGGUCAGUGAACCAGUAGGCGUUCAGGAACUUCCGCCUCAGGUUGUGUCUGUCUCUUCCAUGAUACUCAGUGAUCUCUUUAGGUUGCCUUUUUUUUUUUCCUUUCCUCUUUAUUUCCCAAGCUUGAAAUCAGUGUCUCUCACAAGGGAGUCUCUGCAUUAUACUUGAGUGGCCCACAACUCAUGUUUCAAGUGUCUGUAAAUAGAGGUAUGAAAACAUCACCUGAAGGGAUUGCUCUCUAACUGUGUUCAUGCUCCUGUGAGUCCAGAAGGGUAGAGAGUGCUGCCUCAGGGCAAGCCUCCAGCCUCAGGGCAAGCCUCCAGCCUCAGGGCAAGCCUGGAGCUCUUCUCUGUUCCGGCCCUUCUUUGCCUCAUUCUCGGUUUCCUUCCGUUUCAGGUUUUCGGAGGCGCUGGUGACGAGCUUAUGCAUGCACUUUUGGUCAUCACUGUGUGUAGACGUUUGCCUUGGAAAUGUGGAAAGAGCUUUACUAAAUAAAAUUGAUUUUGUUUAUGAUAAAAGA
Messenger RNA from Rattus norvegicus (Norway rat), 1742 nucleotides. Lineage: Eukaryota; Metazoa; Chordata; Mammalia; Rodentia; Muridae. The record is from RefSeq and is a predicted model, not a curated record.